AUGACAGUGUCCGGCAGCUCCUUUGUGGCAUCUCUGCCCCACUAUCCCUCUUCGUCUCUGUCAUUCUCUCUUCGUUCGAUAUUGAUCCUCGCCUCCAUAAUCCUUUACAUCCUUCAUAAUACCUUCCCUGAAAUCUCAAUACCUGGCAGCAGCUCGCCAACACCAUCGAGUCGUCCGUCCGAAACAUACACCAGCACAGCGAAUGGUCGACCGGCUGUUGACAGCUCAAGGCCAAGAAAAACGCCCACACGAUUUGGAGAACCCAUACGGUCGAGUCAUGCUGCAUAUUCGUCGUCUUUCUAUGAUCGACAACAGCAGCAGCAGCAGCAACAGCAGCGUCACAGUCACCGAACCCGUCACAGGUCCCCUCUGGAUCAGUUGUAUGCCGAUUUUAACGACUUCACUGCUGCAUCUGAGCACCAAUCUCAACGAAACACAGCCUUCUCGGAUUCGGGCUCGACCUGUGCAGGAUAUUAUUGUAUCGAGACUCAGACAUGCGUGAGCGAGCCGAUCCAUUGCCCCUGCCCCUCAGUGAUAGACACCAAAUGCUGGCGAGGCGAUUGGCAAAGAGCUUUGGAAUAUGCCGUGCUGGGCGCACACGAGUAG
Messenger RNA from Gamsiella multidivaricata, 606 nucleotides. RefSeq lists its product as uncharacterized. The transcript is spliced from 2 exons. NCBI's taxonomy places the organism in Eukaryota, Fungi, Mortierellomycota, Mortierellomycetes, Mortierellales, Mortierellaceae. The record is from RefSeq and is a predicted model, not a curated record. Bases 1 to 606 code for a protein of 201 amino acids.